CACACACACACACAUACUCACACCUACCCUCCUCCAGCCCCACCGCCCCACCAUGGCCGCCUCCACCCUGUCCGUCUGCUCCAGCGACCUCAGCUAUGGCAGCCGGGUCUGCCAGCCCGGUGCCUGGGACUCCUGCCCCGACUCCUGGCAGGUGGACGACGGCCCAGAGAGCUGCUGCGAGCCCCCGUGCUGUGCCCCCAGCUGCUGCGUCCCGGCCCCCUGCCUGAGCCUCAUCUGCACCCCUGCCAGCUCUGUGUGCAGCCCCUGCCAGGCAGCCUGCACCAGCUCCUGCACGCCCUCGUGCUGCCAGCAGUCUAGCUGCCAGCCCUCCUGCUGCACCUCCUCCCCCUGCCAGCAGGCCUGCUGCGUGCCCGUCUGCUGCACCCCUGUCUGCUGCAAGCCCGUGUGCUGUGUGCCUGUCUGCUCUGGGCCCUCCCUCUGCUCAGACUCCUCGUGCUGCCAGCAGUCUAGCUGCCAGCCCUCCUGCUGCACCUCCUCCCCCUGCCAGCAAGCCUGCUGCGAGCCCGUCUCCUGCACCCCUGUGUGCUGUGUGCCCGUCUGCUCAGGGCCCUCCCCCUGCUCAGACGCCUCCUGCUGCCAGCAGUCUAGCUGCCAGCCCUCCUGCUGCACCUCCUCCCCCUGCCAGCAGGCCUGCUUCGUGCCCGUCUCCUGCACACCCGUCUGCUCCAAGGCAACCCCCUGCCCAGCCCCCUCGUGCUGCCAGCCCAGCCCCUGCCCCCCGUCCUGCUGCAAACCCUCCUCCUGCGUGUCCCUCAUCUGCCGCCCCGUGUGCAGGCCCGCCUGCUGCGUGCCCGUCUCCUCCUGCUGCGGCCCCGCCUCCUGCCAGCCCAGCUGCUGCCGCCCGGCCUCCUGCGUGUCCCUGCUCUGCCGCCCCACGUGCCGACCCUCCUCCUGCGUGUCCCUGCUCUGUCGUCCCACGUGCUCCCGCGUGGCCCGCUGCAGCCCCGCCUCGGCCCAGAAGUCCUGCUGCUGACCGGGCACGUCCCCCAGAGCCAGCCGGGCUCCAGGUCCCACCCUGUGACCGUGGUCCUCCCAGUCCCCUCAGUCCAGUCCUGACCUGUUAGGUGGCUGCCCCCACCCAGGACAGGGUCCACCCAGGUGUCCUCUGACCUGACCUCUGCCUCCCAGGAACCCUGACGUCGCUGCUCCCCAGCUGCUGCCUCCAGGAGGCUCCUCCAUCUGCCUCUGGGUCACCUGUCCUCUCCCAGGUGCUCUGCUCGGGUCACCUGUGGACUUUCAAGUGUCAGCCCCUCCUCGGCACCCAAUAAACUCCCUUCCUCACCUGA
Equus caballus (horse) is the source of this 1307-nucleotide messenger RNA. Its product is annotated as keratin-associated protein 10-12-like. Gene Ontology annotation, cellular component: keratin filament. NCBI's taxonomy places the organism in Eukaryota, Metazoa, Chordata, Mammalia, Perissodactyla, Equidae. The record is from RefSeq and is a predicted model, not a curated record.